AUGAAGCUGAUUUGGUCUCCCGAGAAUGCAACCAAGGCCUACAUCGACACCGUUCGAUCUUGUGAGGUUUUUCAUGAAUCUGGGGUUGCAGAGCUCAUUUCAGCCAUGGCUGCCGGGUGGAACGCAGAGUUCAUCGUUGAGACAUGGUCGCAAGGAGGGGUCACCGCAACAAGCAUCGGGCUUGAAAUCGCCACCCGCCACACGUGCGCACGGCACGUGUGUGUAGUCCCAGAUGAGCAGUCAAGGUCGGAAUUUGUGGCAGCAAUGAAAGAGGCAGGGAUGGCGCCGGAGGUUCUUGUUGGGGAGCCAGAGGAGGUGAUGGCCGGGCUUGUGGGGAUAGAUUUUCUGGUGGUGGAUUCUAAGCGCAAAGACUUUGCUAGGGUUUUGAGGCAGGCAAGGCUGAGCCCUAGGGGCGCAGUUUUGGUGUGCAAAAAUGCUAGUUCAAGAAGUGCUUCUAGUUUCAGAUGGAGAAGUGUUGUUGAUUGUGGGUCAAGACGUGUGGUUAGGUCUGUGUUUUUGCCUGUAGGGAAGGGUCUGGAUAUGGCUCAUGUGUCUAGCAGUGGAGGGAAUUUAGGUUCAAGCAAGGGGGAGAAUAGAUGGGUUAAGCAUUUUGAUCAACAAUCUGGGGAAGAACAUGUUAUCAGAAAGUGA
This is a messenger RNA of Prunus armeniaca (apricot), 651 nucleotides long. The record is from the annotation of a GenBank genome assembly. NCBI's taxonomy places the organism in Eukaryota, Viridiplantae, Streptophyta, Magnoliopsida, Rosales, Rosaceae.